Messenger RNA from Paramecium tetraurelia, 3270 nucleotides. RefSeq lists its product as uncharacterized. The record is from RefSeq and is a predicted model, not a curated record. The transcript has 3 exons. Gene Ontology annotation, biological process: microtubule-based movement. NCBI's taxonomy places the organism in Eukaryota, Ciliophora, Oligohymenophorea, Peniculida, Parameciidae. Gene Ontology annotation, molecular function: dynein intermediate chain binding; minus-end-directed microtubule motor activity; dynein light intermediate chain binding. Gene Ontology annotation, cellular component: dynein complex.
AUGAUUGAUCCACAAGUCUAAGCCAAUAAUUGGAUUAAAAAUAUGGAAAGAGCCAUCAACAAGAAUAAUAUUAAAGAGUUAGAUCCAUAGAACGAAAAGAUGAUGAGCAUAAUUGAAACAGCUAUUGCAAAUGGAUAGAUUGUGAUCUUAGAAAACAUGGGAGAAGAUUUGGAUCCUUCUUUGGAACCAGUCUUGAAUAAAUAAUUGAGAACAGUCAACAAUAAGUUAAUGAUGUACAUGGGAGAAAAAGAAAUAUUGUACAAUCCUAAUUUCAGAUUCUACAUGACUACUAAAUUGGCUAAUCCAAAAUAUAAGGCUGAAACCUAAACAAGAGUCACCUUAGUCAAUUUCACAGUGAAAUAAAAAGGUCUCGAAGAAUAAUUGAUUUCAGUUGUCAUUCAAAUUAUGGAAGCCUAAUUAGAAAAGAGUAAGAACGAUUUGGUCAAUAAGAAAUCUUAAAAUGAGAUCACCUUACGUAAAUUGGAUGAUGAUAUUUUGAAAAUGCUCUAGGAAAUCAAAGGAAGUUUGAUUGAUGAUGAAAAUCUUAUUGUCACCUUAGACAAAUCUAAGGAAACUGAAGAAGAGGUCAAGAAGCAAAUUGAAACCUCAGCUGUUUCAAUGAAGAAAACCUUUGCAGCAAGAGAAAACUAUCGUUCAUUAGCCAGAAUUGCAUCCAAAUUAUUCUUUGUUUUAAAUGAUUUUUCACUUAUUGAUCACAUGUAUCAAUUUGCCUUGUCCAAUUAUAUUGAGUAAUUUGGUGAAAAUAUCAAUACAUAUUAAAGCAGAGGAGCAUCCAUAAAUGACUCUUUGUAAGAGAAAUUAUCAGAUAUUGCAGCUAGACAUUCUGAAGAGAUAUUCAAAACUGCAUGCCGAGGGUUAUUCGAGAAAGACAAACUCUUGUUGGCCAUUUAAAUGGCUGUAAACAUCACAAGUGAAUUGAAGAGUUAGAUUACAAUUGAUUUAGAGGAGUACAACUUCUUCUUGAGAGGUGGGGAUCCAAAUGCAGAUAGAAAGAAUCAACCUCACAAUCCAAUUUCAGAUUGGGUCACUGAACAAUAAUGGUAAUCCAUUUGUGAUUUGGAUAAAUUACCAAACUUUACUGGUAUCAUCAAUGCCUUCACUCACAAUGGUAAAGAAUGGAAGAAGUGGUAUUUGAGUCCAACCCCAGAAUCAGAUUCAUUGCCAGGAGAAUGGGAUCAAAAAUGUGACAGUCUUAAGAAGAUGAUCUUACUCAAAAUAAUCAGACCUGACAGAGUUCUAUUGGCAGCAUAAGCAUUUGUUAAUGCAACCAUGGGACAAUUCUAUACCUAGCCACCUGCAACUACUUAUGAUUCAAUUUACAAUGACACCACCAAAAAUAAGCCUGUGAUAUUCAUCUUGUCUCCAGGUGUUGAUCCCUAUCAUUAAUUGGAGCAAUUUGCCAAGAUGAAGGAUUGCUAGUUGUUACCAGUGUCCUUGGGUUAAGGCUAAGCUUAAAAGGCUAUAGAUAAACUAUAUGAAGGUAGCAAGGCUGGUCUAUGGGUGUAUUUGGCAAAUUGUCAUUUGAGUUUGAGUUUCUUGAAAGAAUUAGAGAAAUGCAUGGAAACUCUGAGGUAAUCAGAUGCCACAAAUGAAAAGUUCAGACUAUGGUUGAGUUCUGCUCCUCAUCCAAAAUUCCCUAUUAGCAUACUUUAAAAGUGUUUAAAGGUGACAACAGAACCACCUAAAGGAGUAAAGGCUAAUAUGAAUAGAUUGUACACCAAUAUGUCAUAAUCAAAAUUUGAUCCAUAAAUUCUUUCAUAGUAGAAAUUGACCAAUCAAUUACAUUAUAUGAAAUUAGUGUAUUCACUUUGUUGGUUCCAUAGUUUAAUUAUUGAACGUAAGAGAUUCAAAUCUAUGGGAUGGAAUGUUAUCUAUGAUUUCAAUGAUUCAGAUUGGGAAACUGCUGAUAAUAUUCUUUUGAUGUAUGUUGAUUAGACAUAACAUGAUAGCAAACACAAUUAACAACAAUAAUAAUAAUAACUUGGAUAACAAUAAUAAGAUUAACCAGUAUAGAAGAGUCCUCCUUGGGAUGCAAUCAGAUAUCUAAUAGCUGAUGUUAUCUAUGGAGGUAGAGUGACAGACAAGUAUGAUUAAAGAUUGUUGAAGGUCUAUGCUAAUAGUUUCUUCUAAGAUAAGAUUAUUUUCGAAGAGAAAUAUAAAUUGGUUGAUAAUUCUUAAUAUUAUUAUAUUCCAGAGGAAUUCAAACCAAAAGAAAGCAAGAAUGAUAAGAUUAGCAAUCAUGUAUUGUUCUACAGAAGUAAGGUUGAAGAUUUCCCUCCAGUGGAGAGAGCUGAAGUGUUCGGCUAACAUAUUAAUGCUGAAAUAUCCUCAUAGAUUGCUGAUACAAAUGCUCUUAUCGAUUCUAUCAUCUCAUUAUCACCAUAAUCUGUGAAGGCUGGUGAAGAAUCCAUGGAAACCAAAGUUUAGAAACUCAUCCAAGAAACCUUAGGCAAAGUUCCAGAGGAGAUUGAUAUGCAAGAAGCAAUUGAGAAAGUCAGACCUGGAGAUCAAAAUCCAUUGAAAAUAGUGUUGAUGUAAGAAAUUUCCAGAUACAAUAAAUUAUUGAAUACAGUCAGAACUUCACUCAUUAAUUUAGACAAAGGUCUCAGCGGUCUAGUGCUUAUUUCAGAAGAUCUUGAAACCAUCAUGCACAGUCUAUUUGAUAACAAAGUUCCUCAAUAAUGGAAAUUCUGUUAUAGCUCCUUAAAACCCUUGUCAAGUUGGAUCAUUGAUCUUGAGAAGAGAGUAGCACAAUUGAGAAUGUCUUUUGGAUUCUCUGGAUUCUCAUUCCCUACUGGAUUCACUACGGCUUUAUUACAAUAGAGUGCCAGAAAGGUCAAUACUCCAAUUGAUCAAUUCGGAUGGGAAUUCUCAUUCCUUCCACAUGGAUCUGAACCUCAGGCUGCCAAAGAUGGUGCAUACAUUCAUGGUUUAUUCCUUGAAGGAGCAAAAUGGGAUGAAAAGAACUAUAUAGUAGAUGCUGAACCCAUGAAAUUACACGAUUAAAUGCCAAUCGUCCUAUUCAAACCACAAAACAAAGAAAGGUAUAAAGUCAUCAUAUAUUUUUACGGUUAAAACUUUUAUUUGUGUCCCACCUAUUAUUAUCAAGUACGUUGUGGUGUCAUGGAAAGACCAUCUUAUCAGUUUGAUGUUAUGUUACCUUGCAAACCUAAUCCAGGCCAAGCCUCAAAUGAAGAAGACUUCUGGAUUAAAAGAGGCACUGCUUUACUAAUGCAAUUAUCAGAUUGA